AUGCCCAUGCCCAGCCGAGGAGGCUCUUGCAGUGGGAAGUUUGGCAUUGCGGAGUCAGUGACACGAGCAAUGACAGCUUGUGCAAGGAGGUCUAACAUUGUUGUUGGCUUGAUGGAAAGAUCACCAGAUAUGACAAGGUGGUUGCGGCGGUCAAGCAAAGGGCAUAAGGCGGUUCACGGCUCAUCUCCCCACCACCAUCAUCACAAACAUGACCUUCAAUCGUCAUCUCACCACCACCACCACCAUCAUCAUCAUCGCCAACAACAUGACCUCCACUCGUCUACGUCUGACUAUCCCGAGGAGGAACCCACGUAUGCUUUCAACCCGACGAAGCUGUUCGUGUUCGGAGACUCAUACGCGGACACGGGGAACCUGAACAGGUUGGUGGGAAGGUCGUGGAAAGUGCCUUACGGCAUGACCUUCCCCGGUUAUCCGCUGGGGCGUUUCUCCGACGGCCUUGUCUUCACUGAUUUGCUCGCUAAAUAUUUCGGAUUGAAGUCGCCCUUACCAAUUCAAUGGUGGCCGCUAGACUACUGGGAGCAUGCCACUUUCGGCACGAAUUUCGCUUAUGGCGGGACCGGGGUGUUCGACACAGCGAGCUCCGACCCGAACAUGACGGCCCAAAUCGAUUGCUUUGAAGGUAUGAUCAGAUCCGCCAUCUUCAAGGUCGCCCUCACCCAGUCCUCUGUCGCCUUGGUCACUAACUCCGGCAAUGACUACGAUUAUUACUUAGCCAAUGGUGGCCAGAUAUCGGGGAUGGUGCUCUUCAUCUACAAAGUAGUGAAUCAACUCGUUGCGAAUUUAAAGCGCCUGCACGCACCGGGCGUAAGGAAGAUCGCGGUCGCGGCUCUACAGCCCUUGGGGUGCCUUCCUCAAGUCACCUCCACAACAAAAUUCCAAAGUUGCAGCCAGGACGACAAUGUACUCGUCAAAUACCACAACUCGCUAUUGCAACACGCCGUGGAUAAGCUAAACAAUGAAACUAGCCCUUCCACUUUUGUCAUGAUCGACCUUUACAGUGCUUUCCACUCAAUCAUCGUGAAUUCGACGACCUUUAAGAAUCCAAUGAAGCCAUGUUGCACGGGAGUGAGCAGCAAGUACCUGUGCGGGAAUGUGGACGCGAAUGGGAUGAAGAUGUACACGGUGUGUGACGAUCCUAGUACUCACUUCUUCUGGGACACGGUUCAUCCCACGCAGGCUGGUUGGGAAGCUGUGUAUUCGACUCUCGGACCAAAUCUCGACCAAAUUAGGGUUUGAAAGCUUCAUUUAUCCACAAGCUUAGUUUGUUCGGUUCUCUUCUAGUUUCUUUAGGAAUAUUAUGGAAUAUGAAUAAAGUGGUUAUUUGAUGG
Rhodamnia argentea is the source of this 1349-nucleotide messenger RNA. RefSeq names its product GDSL esterase/lipase At5g03610-like. The transcript is spliced from 5 exons. The record is from RefSeq and is a predicted model, not a curated record. The coding region runs from base 1 to 1257 and encodes 418 amino acids. NCBI's taxonomy places the organism in Eukaryota, Viridiplantae, Streptophyta, Magnoliopsida, Myrtales, Myrtaceae. Gene Ontology annotation, molecular function: hydrolase activity, acting on ester bonds.